UUCUUAUUGCUUGUUGCCUGGAUGUGCUAACUUUGGGUCUUUGAAGAGAGGUCAUAAAGAGGUCAAACCUAGCUUUGAUUAGAGUGUACUUGUUUGAUGAGCUUGGUGUUUUGGGGAUUUGUAGCAAGAUUUUGAUCGAAAUAAUCAACUGUUUUAUCGAUUUAGAUGCUAGUUCUCCAAUUCAGUAUAUUGGAAGAUCCAGACUUAGGAAUUAAUGAAGGAAGUGAAGGUGUGUUCUCUAGGUAUGACUCCGAUAACUACCUGGAUGGGUUUCAAAGCAAACUUGUACUUUUGAUAUCUUAGAAAGUCAUUUCAUACUGUAAAUAUUACCCUAUUGGUAAAUUAAUCAUGAAUUAUAUCUUUGUUUUUAGCUUCUUCUAACUUAUCACGAUCAAUUUGAAUGUUUUCACAAAACAGUAAACCAUGCUCGUUAAAUCCAGGAGCAUGCUCUAACUCGUCAGCUUCUUUGUUAGAAUGAUGAAGUGGUUCUCCAAGCAUCGCAAGACUCCCGAGCAUAUCUUCAGCUCUAUCUCUUUCUUCUUUAAGAUCUUCCAGUCGAUGGAACGAACUGAAAUGAGCCAAAUUAUCAACUGAAAGAUUGACAAACUCUUUAAUAUCCACUCACAGGCUGUCGAAUUCAGCACAUUUCUGUUCAAAAUUAGGGUAGUCUGAUAUCUUGACUAGGUCUCCCAUUUCCUUAUCAAUCUCAGCCAUUAAGUCAAAGCUUUGGCUCAGAUAUUUAAUAAGGUCAUCUUCAGUAUAAUAAUGGAUCUUCUGGGUAGGCUGCAUCAACUUCUCAUCAACUUUCUCUGAACCAUGAAAAGCUUGUUUUAGCUUUCUAAUAUUUUCUUGAUUUUCGUUUAACAGAUCAAAAAAUAGAUUUGCUUUAAUUCGAUUAGGGUAUAGAAAAUAGAAUAGAUCUAUAAUUUUGUAAAGAAAUAAGCAUCUA
Molecule: messenger RNA, 949 nt
Organism: Moneuplotes crassus
Lineage: Eukaryota; Ciliophora; Spirotrichea; Euplotida; Euplotidae
Source: the annotation of a GenBank genome assembly